AUGAAUGAAUUCGAUGUUUCCCUUCUGGAUCUCCCCAACGAGAUCCUGCUUAUGAUUUUGAAAAAGCUCAACAAUACCGAUGUACUUUAUUCGUUAUUAAAUAUCAAUCAUGGACGACUUGAAACGUUAGCACAAGAACACGUCUUCAGUGGUACACUUAAUUUCGUCUCGUUCGAUCCUACUUCUUCGAUGGAUCGUUUGAGACUCGAUCGCUUUCGUAUUCAUAUCUUGCCAAGCAUUUAUGAAAAUGUCAAAUAUUUGAUUCUUAAACCAGAUUUGAUAGAAUGUAUUUUGCUUGCUAGUCACUAUCCAAAUCUAACCAAGAUCAAACUUUGUGAUUUCAAUGAAGAAUGCGCUCUUCAUUAUUUUGGAGAUGAAUCACCUCUUCGAUAUAUUUUCCAGCACCAAAUUACAAAUCUCAUUCUUGUCAAUCAUGACAAGGAAAUGUUAAUAAAAUCAUUGAAAACUUAUAUUCUAAAUGUGUAUACACAGAUUUUGAAUAUUUUUCAAAAUUUAAAACAUUUGAGCAUUAUUGGAUCAUCCAACAUGUCCACUCCAUGCUUGGCACUGCGUGGUCUACCAUCAAAUACUUUCUGUUCAUCGAGUCUCACUUACUUAUCUAUCGAUGUGUACAGUUUGGACGAUUGUCUUUAUUUACUUGAUGGUAGACUCGAACAACUGGCUACACUUAUUGUUCGUAUAGGCUACAUGGAGAACUCAUCAUCAAUCGUUCACAACAUGGAUCAUUUACCCAAUCUAAAAUGUUUCUCUUUGACAUUUCAAAAUUGUAUUACUUUACUCAAUACCAACUUUUUACUUCUUUUUCGUCGAAUGUCAAAUUUGGAAAAUUUAACUUUAUAUCUUCGUAUAAAAGAUCAAGACAAAUUCGUUGAUGGUACUUUUCUUCAAAGUGAAAUUCUUGCCUACAUGCCACUACUUCAUUCAUUCACUUUCUAUAUUUGUACCUAUGUCACGACUAUUGAUUCGUUACAUCAUCCAACCAGUCAAGACGUCCAGCGAACAUUUACCAAUUUAGGACAAAAGCAGGUGGUCUGCAUUAUCAAUAACAUUAGUCCUGAAGACAUAGUAUGCUCUGUCUUCUCAACUCCUUUCACAUUUGAUUAUAUAGAAGAUUUUGGUCAUACGAUUCCAAAUAUUAUAUUUAAUCAUGUAACGUAUUUAAUGAUACACGACAUNAAAUAUCAAUCAUGGACGACUUGA
Messenger RNA from Adineta ricciae, 1221 nucleotides. NCBI's taxonomy places the organism in Eukaryota, Metazoa, Rotifera, Eurotatoria, Adinetida, Adinetidae. The record is from the annotation of a GenBank genome assembly.